This is a messenger RNA of Quercus lobata, 1277 nucleotides long. Its product is annotated as SPFH/Band 7/PHB domain-containing membrane-associated protein family. The transcript is spliced from 5 exons. NCBI's taxonomy places the organism in Eukaryota, Viridiplantae, Streptophyta, Magnoliopsida, Fagales, Fagaceae. The coding region runs from base 185 to 1060 and encodes 291 amino acids. The record is from RefSeq and is a predicted model, not a curated record.
CCAAAUCAGACGGACGACAAAACCCCAGGAAAAAACGCGCUCUCUCUCUUUCUAUCAGUACCCUCCCUAAAAAUACCAUUUUAUUAUUCGUUAAACGAAACAGAGACUCUCAGGUUGAGAAAGUUGGUUACUUGGUCUCAGUUUCAGAAAGAAUUCAAACACAGAGAGAGAGAGAGAGAGAGAGAUGGGAAAUAUAUCGUGUGUGUUUUGUGGGUGCGUAGAGCAAGCGAGCGUAGGAGUGGUGGAGAGGUGGGGCCGGUUCGAGAGAUUGGCUGAGCCUGGCCUUCAUUUCUUCAACCCUCUCGCCGGUCAAUGCUUCGCCGGUUAUCUCUCCACCAGGAUUUCCUCUCUCGAUGUCAAAAUCGAGACCAAAACCAAGGACAAUGUUUUUGUGCAAUUGAUUUGCUCAAUUCAAUACCGAGUUAUUAAAGAAAAUGCUGAUGAUGCAUUUUAUGAGUUGCAAAAUCCCAAAGAGCAGAUUCAGGCUUAUGUAUUCGAUGUUGUUCGAGCUCUAGUUCCGAGAAUGAAUUUGGAUGAUCUCUUUGAACAAAAGGGCGAGGUUGCUAAAUCUGUCUUGGAGGAACUUGAGAAGGUGAUGGGAGCAUAUGGAUAUAGCAUAGAACACAUGUUAAUGGUUGACAUAAUACCUGAUCCCUCUGUGCGCAGGGCAAUGAAUGAGAUAAAUGCAGCUCAAAGACUUCAGCUAGCUAGUGUAUACAAGGGAGAAUCAGAGAAGGUGCUCAUAGUCAAAAAAGCAGAAGCUGAAGCUGAAGCCAAAUACCUAGGUGGUGUUGGUGUGGCCAGGCAGAGGCAGGCAAUCACAGAUGGCUUGAGAGAGAACAUUGUGAACUUCUCUCACAAGGUGGAGGGCACCUCGGCAAAGGAAGUGAUGGAUCUGAUCAUGGUCACUCAAUACUUUGAUACGAUUAAAGACCUCGGCAACUCUUCAAAGAACACUACUGUGUUUAUUCCUCAUGGCCCUGGUCAUGUUAGGGAUAUUGGUGAUCAGAUACGUAAUGGUGUGAUGGAGGCAGCCAGUGGUCAGGCAAGUGUUGAGUAAUUUAUGUACAGUCAAACCUCCGAACAUAUAUCCCUCUAUAUGAUAUAUUACGAUGAAAAAAUACCCUUUUUUUCCUGUUGAAUUUUGAACAAAAGGAUGGUGUUUAUAUUGGUAUAGUAAUAGAGUGUUGAUAUAUGGUCAAUGAGAUUUCAGCUGGUUUUUCUUCUACUGUACAAGGAUGCUAAUUAUAAGGAUUUUGCUACUGAGCUUGCAUAUA